CUUCUGUAUGGGUUCGUUUUUAGAUGACAACUGCAAUUCUAAACAGAAGUAGAAUGUCUGAAUUAUUCGGUUGGGAUUUAAUGUAUAAAGUGUCCGAAAAGGACUUGAAGAAAAAAGAAGAUGUACUCACAUUAUUUAUUCAUUAUCUUCUCAUCAAAACCGGUUACAAAUGUAUAGGAUUGGGUGAAGAUAAAGCUCUGACUGGAAAUGAAGUUACUACUGAAACCUUACCUACUGAGUGGAACAAAUGUGGCACAUAUUCUAUUCGAUACAUGUAUAAUAAUAGUUUAUUUAUCUUAAAAGGUAUUCCGCUUGAAGAGAAUAUCGUCUAUAACUUACUUAAUUCUGGAGAAAUGAAGGUGACCAAUGCUGCAUUUAACGUUCACAAUACAGUGGGAGCAACUUCUGGACCAUUAUCAACUUUGAUCCCUUCUCAUGAAGACGUCAUGAAGAAGCUUCAGCAGGAAUUCAUUUCUCCUAUGGGAAAUGGUAACACAAGGGAAGCGACCACUCAGGCCUGUGGGAUAGGGACUGGGCCGGGCAGGGUACCUCCAGAUCUGCAUAGACCAUACGCCAGACCAACAAAUCCUCUCUACGUUGGGCCAUCUGGACCUGCUGGGCCAACGCCUUUAAGACCUGAUCCUUUUUGGGCAGAUCCUGAGAGAGAUCCUCUUCGCGUCGGUCAGUCCGAUCUUGAUCCGCUCGGUCGUGGAGGAGGUGGUAUGAUUUUCAAUCCUUUUAAUAACCAACCUGGUAGUGGAUUAUUUGACCCAUCUACUGGAUUACCUGGGCCACCAUUACCAAGAGGUUCAGUUCCACCUGGUGCAAGAUUCGAUCCAUUCGGACCACCCACUGGCUUGCCUCGCCCUCGUAGACCACCUGGUUCGGACGACUUCCCACCACCUGGUUUCGGCGACAUGUUCAUGUGACCGCCUAUGUCAUGCUUCCAGAAAUACUGUCUAUUUUUCUUUGUUUUAGUUUUCCUCUACCUGACCUAUGUUUACAUUGUAAUAUCAUUAUAUUAUAUAUUUUCAACCGAUUAUUGAUUUGGAUCGGCGCUGAAUUUGUAUCUGAUGAGAUCUUAUCAAUAUUACUACUAUAUUAGUCGUUUUGUACAUUUUUUUUUUUUUUUAAAUAUAAAUGUUGUUGGUGUACUGUUCUUACUUAUUUCAAUGAUAUUUGACUAAAUAGUAAUAUUAAGACUGUAUGUACAUGUAAUUCUCAAUAAAUAUAUUAUAUAUAUGUGUA
Nezara viridula (southern green stink bug) is the source of this 1248-nucleotide messenger RNA. Lineage: Eukaryota; Metazoa; Arthropoda; Insecta; Hemiptera; Pentatomidae. The record is from the annotation of a GenBank genome assembly.